Molecule: messenger RNA, 372 nt
Organism: Perca flavescens (yellow perch)
Lineage: Eukaryota; Metazoa; Chordata; Actinopteri; Perciformes; Percidae
Gene: mrpl33
Product: mitochondrial ribosomal protein L33
Exons: 4
Coding region: 123-320 (65 amino acids)
Biological process (GO): translation
Cellular component (GO): ribosome; mitochondrion
Molecular function (GO): structural constituent of ribosome
Source: RefSeq, a predicted model, not a curated record
UCCUUUAAGGGGACCCGGAAGUGCUUGUUAAACCGGACGUACAGACUUCCCAAUGUGACUUACCUUUGCAAAUAGCUACUUAUGUUGUAAUUCUGUCUUCUUAGAGGUUUAAAGUAUACAAAAUGUUUCUUACCACCGCAAAUUUGGCCAAGGCAAAAUCAAAGACCAUCUUGGUGCAGAUGAUGAGCGCUGCAGGGACGGGCUACUUCUUCAACACGAAGAGGAACCGUCUCCGAGACAAACUGGUGCUGCGCAAACAUGAUCCAUUUGUGAACAAGCAUGUCCUAUUCUUUGAGAAGAGGAAGAUCAAAUCAAUUUAACAAUACAGCACCGCACAAAUAUAUGGACAACAUUAAACCUGCUCGGUUUAAA